AUGGAUAUGCUGGAGCAGAGCCUGGACAAUACGGCGAGUCACGACAAACAAGACGCAGAGGACGGAGUCUCGCUACAAGAAGGAGACGCCGUGGGGGAGGAGCAGACGGCCGUCAUCACCGGCGUCCCGCAAGCGGCUUUCACCGACCACAAUGUUCAGUACCAGUUCCGCACAGAGAACAACGGAAGCCAGGUGACGUACCGUGUGGUGCAGGUCACAGACGAUCACCUGGAGACCACAGACGCCUCGGGGGCCGUGAGCGUCGUCUCUGCUGCUGCCUUCACUGGAGCUCCUCAGGCUGUGGCUCAGGCUGUGAUCCAGAACCCCUUCAGUAAUGGGGGCAGUCCUGGGGUGGAGUCGGUCGGGGCAGAGACGCGUUUUGCUUAUUUUCCGGCGGCGACGGUGAGCGACGGCACCGCGGUGUCGGUGCAGGCGGCGGCCGACCCCACCAUCACACAGGCCGGAGGUCAGUUCUACGUGAUGAUGAGUCCCCCUGAGGUCCUGCAGACCGCGGCCCAGCGCUCCAUCGCCCCCCGCUCUCACGCCUACUCCACAGAUCUCAGUGACGGAGACUUGUUGCAGACGGGAAGUUCCAACUGGAAAGUCGACGGUCCUCGAGCUCCGAGAGACGAGAGGAGGAGAGCACAACACAACGAGGUGGAAAGAAGAAGAAGAGAUAAAAUAAAUAACUGGAUCGUAACUCUGUCUAAAAUAAUUCCUGACUGCAGCGUGGACAGCAGAACCGGAGCGAGUAAAGGAGGGAUCCUGUCCAAAGCCUGCGACUACAUCCGAGAGCUGCGGCAGAGCAACCAGCGUCUGCAGGAGAGCUUCAAGGACGUGGAGCGAGUGGAGAUGGACAACGAGCUGCUGCGACAGCAGAUCGAGGAGUUGAAGAACGACAACGCGCUCCUGCGGGCGCAGCUGCAGCAGCACGGGAUCGAACUGAACGGAGACUCGGCGACGCAGUGA
Molecule: messenger RNA, 969 nt
Organism: Knipowitschia caucasica
Lineage: Eukaryota; Metazoa; Chordata; Actinopteri; Gobiiformes; Gobiidae
Source: the annotation of a GenBank genome assembly